Molecule: messenger RNA, 3785 nt
Organism: Haliotis rufescens (red abalone)
Lineage: Eukaryota; Metazoa; Mollusca; Gastropoda; Lepetellida; Haliotidae
Product: multiple epidermal growth factor-like domains protein 6
Exons: 8
Coding region: 124-2799 (891 amino acids)
Molecular function (GO): scavenger receptor activity
Source: RefSeq, a predicted model, not a curated record
CCGGAAGAAUUUCACCGUUGACUGUGGUCGGAGGUUAAAGUACAGAUGUUUUGUUAAUUGUCCAUAUCUGUCAUUUACAGUUACAUUUUGUAGCUGGAAAGGUCCAUCGCACCUUCACGAAAAAUGUUUACCAAUGCACUUACUUGUUUAACACUCUUCAUCAGUGGAUUUAUCAAUGAAUCAUCUGGUAAAGAUGAAAUCUGCGAUGGAACUGGCUGUACAAGGGGCUGCAAAGAUGGCUUCUACGGGCCCCAGUGUAGAUAUCGCUGCACUGGCAAUUGUCUGAACAACCGCUGCAAUACAUCUGCAUUUGGUUCAGCAUCUUGCACAGAUGGAUGUAAAGACGGCUUCUGGGGUAACAGGUGUAUCAGUAGAUGUCCCCACUUUUGUAAGAGAUGCCAUAAUGACACUUCGUGCAGUGAAUGUGAUGGCUUCCAUUACGGACCAAACUGUACUACAAUCUGCAGAGGAACAUGUUCAGUGUCAGGUUGUAACAGUGACGGGACAUGCAGGAAGGACAAUCACACGAUGUAUCCAUGUGGCUCCAACUGCCUGCUGUGUGACGCCUCGACCGGCAGCUGCAAGAGCUGUAAAAUAACUUACGCAGGAGUGAAAUGUGAGGUCUAUUGUGGAAACUGUAACGGAACUUGUUCAGUUGAUGGCUGUAUGGAAGGAUGCUCGUCGGGAUAUCGGGGACCGUAUUGUGAAGAUACAUGUAGCAAAAGGUGUUCCGAAAAUGUCUGUGAUCAAGAGACCGGGAGUUGUUCGAAAGGGUGUCGUGAUGGAUAUACAGGGGACAUCUGUUCCAAAAUAUGCCCACAUCACUGUCUACGGAACAUCUGUCAUCAACAUUCAGGACAAUGCAAACACGGCUGUCAGAAUGGAUAUUUCGGACCUUUGUGUAAAUCUGUUUGUGAAAACUGUUUUGAUGACGCGUGCAACCGCAGCACCGGUCGGUGUGAGUACGGAUGUGUGGACGGCAACUAUGGGUUGGACUGUAACCAUGUGUGCAGUGAGCUGUGCAAAUCUGGAAGAUGCCAGAGGGAAGAUGGUGCGUGUUUAAAAGGAACGAGCGGAAAUUCUACCCCAAAACCACCCUUAGAUGCAACAGUCAGUGCCAAUGUGUAUUUGAUCCUUGCGUCAGUGGGAGUAUUCUUGCUCUGUGUUGUUGCAGCAGGGAUACUGAUGAUCAGGUUCUGCCGGUCUCCCUGUCUUAAGAGGCUGAACAGGAACAAUCCUCCACCGUCAGGUCGCUCACUUCCAGACCCGCCCCCACUACAGACCAGCAAGAACAUGUACAGUGUUAUAUACGAAGACCAAAUGGACCCGAGUGCCCAAUCUCUUAGAAGCAACACCUUAACUCCUCCUUCGCGAAACCCUGGCCUCGAUAGGUCAAACAGUUUGCCCCUGUCCAAAGUCGAUCCAGAAGAGGGUGUGUUCUCAACCUCAGGUGAGGUGCUCCAAAUGCGAUCUAUUUGUGAUACAACGCCAUCAGAAGAGCCUGAACUACACAGCCUGUGUGCGUCUCCUGACCCUGACGGUUCAACUUACGAGAGUCUCUCAAGUAGUGCACCAGGACACAAACAGACAACUGUUCCUCGUCCUUACAUCACUCCAGUCACUGAUGAUCAACCCGAACUAUCAAGCUGUCAGGAAAAGACGUCUCAAUACAGCAGUCACUGCUUAAGAUCAACCGAACCCAAGCCGUGUAUGUACUGUGUGAGGGGGUGGUUUGGCGAGGACUGUAGCCGAAAUUGUCCAUCAUGUGACAAUUCUGGUUGUGACAGAAAUACAGGCAUAUGCGUCAACUGUGCAGAUGGGUUAUACUCAGAAAGCUGUUCCUUGAAAUGCCCAGAUAACUGCAAGACGAGAAAUGACAGCCAGGUUCGCUGUGAAAGGAUUACAGGACAUUGUAUGGAAGACUGUAAAUCUGGAUGGUGGGGAGACAAGUGCAACAAGCGUUGUAGUGACAACUGUCUCCGUUCAGACUGUUUCUUCUAUGAUGGUUCGUGCGCUUGGGGCUGCAAGGAUGGUUGGACGGGAAGCAUGUGCACUGACAACUGUCCAGAAGAAUGCUCCUUGAACAAAUGCUCCCAACGUGGAAAAUGUACUAUUGGGUGUAAGAAAGGUUUCUACGGAGAAACAUGUGACAAUAAAUGCAGUGACACGUGUAGGAAUAACAACUGCUACUUUGACAACAUCAUCCAUUACACGGUAUGCCGAGAUGGAUGUAGCGAUGGGUGGAAGGCAGCUUACUGUAAUGAAUCUUGUUCUACCGGUUGUAGAAAAUGUAAUCAACAUAAUGGUGAAUGUUCCCUAUGCAUGGUUGGUCGCUGGGGUGUACAGUGUGAGAAACGCUGUUCAACCUGCAGCAACUCACUCUGUGAUAUCACUGGGGAGUGCACAGAAGGCUGUCAGAGUGGUUAUCAUGGACACAUGUGUGACCGAGUAUGUCAACCCGACUGCCUUGAGUGUCGCAAAAACGAUAGCGAGUGCCUCGUAUACAAACCUGGGAAGACGGAUGAAAGUAUUGAUACUAUUCUGGAAGAUCUGGGUGAAAACCCCAAUGAUAGAGGCGACGCUCACGUCCUGAGGAUAGCAAUACCGGUCUCCGUCGCAGUGGCAUUUGUUGUCUUCAUAAUUGUAUUCAUUGCCAUCUGCAGGUGGAGAAAACUACAUAAACGUGGGCAUGUUGAGGAACAGCGUGUUACAGAGACACUCUCGGACUCUGAGACAGAGUCGUUUGUUACCCCCGAGACACAAGUCAAACGAAAGGCAACAUCCCUGGAGAUGUUGUAGACGUCGGACGAUACAAGCUAAUGGCGUCCACUACUCUACGUAGCUCUAAUAUCAUUGGUGACGCCAUCCCAAGGAUUCCCCAUGCGGUAUCUAAAAGCACCAGUUUGUCUCUGAAAUGACGAAUAAUGUGAAGUACCACUUGCAUAAUGUUUGAAAUUCCUAAAAAAAAGUUAAGCCCACGAAAAUUAGAAAGUAUUGUUUGGGAAAAUGCAAAAUAAUUUGCUUAAAAUUAAUUAUUCACAUCACGUACCUUAUUUUAGUUUCAUACAUUAUCUUUUCCAAGAAAUAUUUUCAAAUUUCCAUAAGCGGAAUUGAUUACUCAAUCACAUCUCAAAGAAGAACUAAAAUAUAAAAAGUAGAUUUAAUCAUCUAAAGCCUCCACAGGAGAUAUAUUUGACAUCGCUAAUCUCUAUACCACUGAAGCCUGGUUACACUUACACGUUGGUUAUUGCUGUCUGCAAACUGAAAUUUUUGGAAGAAUGAUGUUGGGUGAUAAUCUUGCUGUGAAAUAUAUCAAUACUCGUCGAUAAAAAAUUAUAAACUCCUGGGCAAGCCUCGUGGUUUUAAACUUAAGUCGACUCGUGUUGAUAUCAAAGACAGAGGGGUGCGAUUCUCUAUACACCUCAUCGUAACACCUUGAACAUAUAUAUUGUUGUCGCGGGUCUUAUUUGGCACCAGUUCAGGGUUGGGGUUUGUCAUUUUGACCCACCUAGAUUUUAGAUUAUGGAAUUUCUUAAUAAAAACUUCAGUUGUAAGAAAAUGUUGGUGCAUACAUAACUUGUUGUAGCCGCUACAUAAAUUUUGGUUUCGUGACUAAUGUGCUAAUGUGUUUUGUCAAUAUCACACAUCCAAUUUCGAUGUCUGUCGGUUCAAGGGAGGCAACUCCUUUCGUGAUAAUAACCAGUAAUCACACCCAUUAACGUUCGUCAGAUGUUCAUGAUCAAUGUUGUGUGCGAUUUGUGAAAUACAUCUACUGAAUACGUGCC